AUAGUGCAGCCUGCGCGCUCGCCGCCAACCCGCAACCUCGUGCACGAGCCAGUGCUGGCGGUAGUACUCAUACACGGUACUUAUCUCUUAGUUAACAAACUUAGUCAUUUGUGCAUUUUUUGCUUACCUAUUUUAAUAGAAUAUUAAUUAUUUUAAAAUUAAAUGAAAUAAGUGAUUUUUUAAAAUACUAAAUACUAAGGUGAAGUUUCAGGAAUACAGCUACUAUAUGAAGUGAAGGAUUUUAUUAGUUACUAUUCAAAAAUCUAUAGUAACUGGGUACCUACAUAUAUUGGCUGUAUCGUCAUCAUCAGCGUCUGUUACUGGACAUACUUGUCGAGAGUGCGCCAGCACAUCUUGGAUAAAUCCAGGUGACCAACAGUGAAGAUGGGAAGACGUUAUAAGUAUCAAGUCUUGGCCGCAUUCAUAACAGUAGCAGUUGUCGCGCACCUAGUCGCUGCACAACCUCCACUAGCAGAUGAAUCCAUAGGGAAAGAUAAAGCGAUAAGGCAAUCUUUAAUAAGGGCAGGAAAAAAUGUGGCGACAAAACCUAAGUGGGGCUUUUUCGGUACGAUAUUCAAUCUUAUUCUUGAGCAAAUUAACGACACAAAAAGUGCAUAUAAUCAAGUUUCGGAUUUGGUGACCAAUCAAUUUGUUGAUGACAAUGCUGUAACUGUAAUGCCAGAUACUUCAACUAAUGGAACAACGGAAACGCCUAAAAUCACAAGAUCGGAAUUUCUUAGAAUCCUUGAUCGAAAUCUAAAGGGCUUGGCACGUCUGCGUAAUUUAGAAUGGCGCGAAGCAAGAAAGGACUCUUGGUCAAAUAUUCAAGGAUACUGGAACGAGGUUUUUGCAGGGAAGAAAUCAAGAAGAAGAUGAUAAGGAUUUCAAGAUUAUUAAGUCUAACUCCUUUCUUUAAAUACUUACAUUACAAAGUUAUUUAAUUAUAGAUACAAGGCUAUUUUUUUACAAC
Molecule: messenger RNA, 970 nt
Organism: Maniola jurtina (meadow brown)
Lineage: Eukaryota; Metazoa; Arthropoda; Insecta; Lepidoptera; Nymphalidae
Exons: 7
Coding region: 385-876 (163 amino acids)
Source: RefSeq, a predicted model, not a curated record